UACGAUAUCCCAAAUAAUCCCACCAAACCAGUAGGACAUCUCAUACGAAGGACCAGGCGCUAGACGAGCUGUAGGCUAUGUGAGUAAAAGGCCCCGUGCUGAUUUUGUUGAGGCUUUUCUGAUGGACGACGAAAUGGACGAACGACCAUCAAAUUCCUCAACGCCGCGGGAACUUACUCAAAACCCUCUAAAGAAAAUAUGGAUGCCAAACAAGAAUGGCCUUCCUGAGAAACACAUUUCUCAAAGAAAAGUAUGUAUGACCAACUGCCCCACCCUCAUUGUGACGGUGGGUCUCCCAGCCAGAGGGAAGACCUACAUCUCGAAGAAGCUGACUCGCUACCUCAACUGGAUAGGUGUACCCACAAGAGAGUUUAAUGUUGGCCAGUACCGGCGUGAGUGUGUGAAGAUCUACAAGUCCUUUGAGUUUUUCCUACCAGACAAUGAGGAGGGACUGAAGAUACGGCAGCAGUGUGCCACAGCUGCUCUGAAUGAUGUCAGACAGUACCUUACUGAUGAAGGAGGCCAAGUUGCGGUGUUUGAUGCCACUAACACCACCAGGGAGAGAAGAGAGACCAUCAACCAAUUUGCUGAGCAGAAUGGUUUCAAGGUGUUCUUUGUGGAGUCGGUUUGCGAAGACCCAGAUGUCAUUCAAGAGAACAUUGUGCAAGUGAAACUGGGCAGUCCUGACUACACCAACCGUGACACAGAGGAAGCUGUGCAGGACUUCAUGAAGAGAAUCAAGUGUUAUGAGAGCACCUAUGAACCUCUUGAUGAGGUCCAGGACAGGGAUCUGUCCUACAUUAAGAUUAUUGACGUGGGCCAACGGUACCUGGUGAACCGUGUCCAGGACCACAUCCAGAGCCGCAUUGUCUACUACCUGAUGAACAUCCACAUCACCCCACGCUCCAUCUACCUCUGCCGCCAUGGAGAGAGUGAACUCAACAUCAAGGGCCGCAUUGGAGGAGAUUCUGGGCUCUCUAACAGGGGCAAAGAGUUUGCCAAGUACCUAGACCACUUCAUCCAGUCUCAGGAGAUCAGUGAUCUGAAGGUGUGGACCAGUCAGAUGAAGAGGACCAUCCAGACUGCAGAGGCUCUCAAUGUGCCCUAUGAGCAAUGGAAGGCUAUUAACGAGAUAGACGCGGGUGUGUGUGAGGAGAUGAUGUAUGAGGAAAUCCAGGAACACUACCCUCUGGAGUUUGCUAUGAGGGACCAGGACAAAUACCGUUACCGUUAUCCGAAGGGAGAGUCCUAUGAGGACCUGGUGCAGCGGUUAGAGCCAGUCAUCAUGGAGCUGGAGAGGCAGGAGAACGUGCUCGUCAUCUGUCACCAGGCCAUCAUGCGCUGCCUGCUGGCCUACUUCCUGGAUAAAACAGCAGAGGAGCUGCCCUACCUGAAGUGCCCACUGCAUACUGUGCUGAAGCUCACACCAGUGGCUUACGGCUGUAAGGUGGAAUCCAUCUACCUGCAUGUGGAAGCUGUGAACACUCACAGAGAUCGACCAGAGAACGUAGAGGUGUCGCGGAUGUCAGAUGAGGCUUUGCUAACAGUCCCAGCUCACCAAAUGUAAACGUCCAUCGCACCACUGAAGAUGCCUUGCAGACCGUCCCAUCUCACCUUUGACCUUGUACCUGCUUGUCAGACAUGUUGGAAGGGGAGACUUCUAGGCCUCAUUCUCUGUUUGCCUCCAAGAUACACUCAUCGGGUACAACAAUGGCAGUAACAUAUUUUUGUAAUGUGAAACUCUUUUUGUUAUAACUAUUUUGAAUAACUGGUAUUGCUGAACCUUUUGUGUGACACUGAGUACAGUAUUAAAGGGAUUGUUAAGGUUUUGACACUUUUUCUGGGAAAAUGAUUUAAAGACAUUAUGUUAUGAUCAUAGACUGCAUAGCACUUGAUAAGGUGUUCAUGUCAUUUUCAAGAAUAGUGGAGUAUGAUGAAACAACUUAUUCAAACAAAAAUCCGGUACCAUUUGAAGUGAACACAAAAUGUUAUUUAAAGCACCAAUAUAGGCAAGAUAUGGGCACGUGGUAAGAAUGUUGCCAGUAUUAAACAAUUGGAAGACAGGAAAGUACAUAUGUUAAGUGGGAAAACGUUCUAUUAAAAUCACAGAUGAACAGUAACGGAAACCCACAAUAAUGGACCCUAUGGGUUAAGUCAAUCCCCUUUUCCCCACAUCAGCAACACCCCUUUUUCUGCAUAUCUACAACAUAUCUGUUGCACCAUCACAUUGCCAUUGUGCCUUUUGAGGAGGACACUUAAAAACCAUGCAAGGUCACAGUACGGUUAGUGUAUGUUGGAGAAUGAUAAUUUCUUUUUUUCUAUUAUGCUUAAAUCACCUCGAUUUGUUUUUGACUUGUAUGGAAUCAAUAACAAUUUGGGUUUGAUUGAUACUUUAACACAUUAAAAUGUUAUCUGAACUGUUAAUACAUUUUUGGUUUGACUUAUUUUAAAUCAAUCAUUAUGUCAAAAUUAGAGGAAUGUUAUAGUGAAUAUACAAUACAUACAAAUACAGGAAUGUCUCAAGCAUAUGAAUUGUUCUUGAAACUUUGAUUUGAGUUGCCUAUAAUGCCAAAAGACCACAACAAUCCUCAAUGAGGAUGAUCAGGCACAGCAGUAGGUAAAAAAAACUCUCCUUUCUCAGACCUUCACCAGUCAUACAUACAGACCUUCACCAGUCAUACAUACAGACCUUCACCAGUCAUACAUACAGUCAUGCAUACAGACCUUCACCAGUCAUACAUACAGUCAUGCAUACAGACCUUCACCAGUCAUACAUACAGACCUUCACCAGUCAUACAUACAGUCAUACAUACAGACCAUCACCAGUCAUAUAUCCCUUACAGACCUUCCUGACAGCAAACAGACAACCUACACAAGCAAAACCAGUCACACCCUGCAACAGCUCAAAUGUAACCCAACACCUUGGGUUAGAUUGAAGAAAGAAUUCAAGCAUUACAAACAAUCCAACAUUUUAUUGGUGAUUUGCGUUUUUAUCAUAUUCACCACACCAUUUUAUACAGGGUUUCUUGUGGCUUCUUUCCAAUUAUUUGUAAUGAUGCCUUCCUCUGAGAUUCAGGCAUUUAUGACAAAAACAGUCUAGGUUAUAUGAAAGGACAUACAGAAUGUAUAAAAACAAUAUAGUCAAUUUAUAUCGCAACAUUCUCUUGCAACACUCAUUGUCCCUGUUUCCAUGAAUAUUAACUUGAUUAAUACUAUAAGGACCCGCCUUGGUUUUGGGAUUUAUCCCAAAUUCUAUAAAAUGAAAUCAAAA
This is a messenger RNA of Hypomesus transpacificus, 3271 nucleotides long. RefSeq names its product 6-phosphofructo-2-kinase/fructose-2,6-bisphosphatase 4-like. Gene Ontology annotation, cellular component: cytosol. Lineage: Eukaryota; Metazoa; Chordata; Actinopteri; Osmeriformes; Osmeridae. The record is from RefSeq and is a predicted model, not a curated record. Gene Ontology annotation, molecular function: 6-phosphofructo-2-kinase activity; fructose-2,6-bisphosphate 2-phosphatase activity; ATP binding. The coding region runs from base 122 to 1567 and encodes 481 amino acids. Gene Ontology annotation, biological process: fructose metabolic process; fructose 2,6-bisphosphate metabolic process. The transcript is spliced from 15 exons.